CAGUUUGCUUGCAAAUAAAUUAUAUGAUUUAAACAAUUAUUGAAAUGACAAACAACUUAUAUUUUCGGACGAUUUGAAAAACAUCUUAAAUUGAAUUUUCCAGAUAGAAACGUUUUUAUGUUCCCAUUAAACAUUGUUCGUAUAAAUCUCACGAAUCUUUGAAUAUUGCUAUCAAUCAAGUUUUCAUUUCAAGCUUUAACACCAAUGAAAGCUUUUUAUGUUAAGUCUUGACUCAUAAAUGUUUCUGAGCCUAUAUUACACAAGAUUCAACAGUCCUGACGAAUCUCUUUAGAGAUUCUCGGAAUCUUACGUUUACACAUAAAUAAUUUCAUUGUGAUAAAAUUUCUUUUUUAAUUAGAUUACGCUCUUAUACCGGAAACAGCUUCUAAUGUGUGAUUUAGCUUCGAAGACAUCACAUGAAAUACUAUCUUACUUAACUAAGCAACAAAGUUAUGUAAACAGUUCUAAAAAUGAAAACAAAUCAGAUAAUUCCGAAGAUAUCAAAGUAACUCAUACUAAUUCCGAUUGUAUGAAUGAUGUCCAAUAUUGUGAAAGCACAAAUUAUUCAGAAAUGCAUUAUAAAAAAAUUUCAUCACCAAAAAUUAUUUCAGAAGCCACAAACAUAAAUGCCUCUCAUGAAAAAAGCAAACAAGUUCAAAGAAAUCCUCAGGUAGAAACACAAUGUAAACAAAGUCCUUCAUCUAAUUUACGUUUAAGUUUACCGGGGAUGGAUAGUGAUUUUUCUAAUAAAAAUAAAGAAACAUAUAGAAGCUGUCAAACAAGUUACAAUUCCCAAAGUCAAUUCUUAUCAAGAAACCGGUUAGACUCAGAUGAUAACAGUAGUCAGUCAGAAAUUUGUCACUUUCCCAAAAUGAGUUAUUCAGUACAUUGCUCCUCUGAAAUGAAAAAUGUUGAAACAAACCGAACAAUACUUAAAGAUAGUAAUAGGAUGACAUUUUAUGACAGGAAUCAUAUAGAUUCCAUAUUCUAUUCCCCGGAUAAGGAUUUCGGUGAGUCAUGUGAAGAAGAUUCUAUUGCUGGAUUGAACAUCCCAUCAGUUACUCAUAAUUUAAGCUUGGAAAAUCGUGAUUUGAAGAGGAAGUUAGAUGAAGAAUUAUCUACUUACAAACAAAGAUUAUCUGCUUACCAGGAAGGCCAGCAACGUCAGACAAACCUUGUUCAGCGGCUCCAGUCUAAAGUUUUACAGUACAAGGAAAAAUGUAGAACACUUGAACUUAAACUACAGAUAGCCGAUACGGAGAAUCAAAACAGAAAAGCUGGAAUGGAUGAAAAUACAGCUGAAUAUGAGGCGACGCUUCUGAGACUUGAAGAAGAGCAGCAAAGGGCUUCAACGCUUGCUGGUGUAAAUAGCAUGCUUCGGGAGCAAUUAGAUCAAGCCACACAUGCCAACCAAACGCUUUCCUCCGAUUUACAGCGUAUUAAGGAGGAAGCAUCUCGUUUACGAGAUGUUCUUGAACGACGGGAAGCGGAAUGGAGAAACGAAGAAGCUGCUUUCAACGAUUAUUUUACAAUGGAACAUGGGAGACUCCUUGCCCUCUGGAGAGCAGUCGUAGCCUGCCGUCGUCAGUUUGUUGAAGUUAGGGGUCAGGUAGAACGAGAAAUCGGAUCUGCUCGGGUGGAACUAUCCAGAGUAUCGAGGAUAUGUCAAUCUGCUUGCGAAAAUUUUGCUUCUAACUUACGCACAAUGGAAGCUAGAAACAUGGUCACAUUGGAACAGGAGAAAAAUGAAAAGAAAAAAUUGGAACAUGAAUUAGAUGAAUUAACUAGAAAUUGUGAAAAUGUAAGACAGCAAACAAAUGGACAACUUGAACAAGCAAAUCAAAAAAUCACCAAUUUAAUUAAUCAAAUAGACGAAUUAAACAAACAACUUUCUGAUAAAGAUAGAACAAUUGAUAGUUUACAACGACUACGUACUGGUCAAACUUUGUGUGGACGUAAAGAAGGUGCAGAUAUCAAUGAUCCUUCUUCAAGAGCACUUGUUGAGGAAACUCAAGCAUUAUACCAGACACUCAGAGAUAUUUCUCAGUCCGUACUUAAUGAUGAAAUCGUGCCAUCUGAGGCCUUUGGUGGUGUUGAAAGUUGUUUCCAUCAGUCGAGAUCCCGUUCACCAUGCUAUGCUUCGAAUCCAAAGAUGAUAACCAAUAGUUUUCAUAACUCAAGGGCAGGAGCGUAUGGUCGCACCGGAUCACCACCACCACCAGUUAACAGUACAAGUGCUUGUUAUUGGGGUGAUUCAGCAUUAUCUGCUGUUCAGGCUGCACUUCGUAAACGUGGACUCCAAGUUUCUGAAUUAACGGCCAAGCUGAACAACACUAAAGAUCAGUGUGACUCGGUUAAACACCAGUUAGACGAUAGUGAAAAUGAAAGAAGAAACUUAGAACGUCAACUAAUGAAUAUGCGUGCAGAACUGGACAAUAUACGAAGAGAGAAAGAAGAUAUGGGAAGAGAAGUAAAACGAAUUACAGCAAAUGUUCAAACUCUGGAUAACGAAAGAGCCGAUCUCGAAAGAUUACAUACGAAUACAUCUGACGAACUAAAAAGCUUGCAGAGCGAACUCGAACGUGUUCAAAAUGCUUAUAAUGAGUUGCGUAAAAACAGAGACACAUUAGAAGGUGAAUUAAAUUGUGCUCAGCGUGAUGCUGAAAGAUGUUUAAGAGAGUCUGAACGUUGUCAACGUUGUAUUGAUACACUUGAGGAACGUUUAUCAGCUGAGCGCGAAGAAGGAACGAAUUUACGAAGCGCCCUUCAGAAAGCCAAAUUAGAAGCUGAGAUCAAAGCCAAAGAAUUAGCAGACAUUCAAGACGCUCUAUCAAGAGCUGAAACACGCAAGGCAGAACAGGAAGCUGAAAUAGUUCGACUACGAUCAGAUGAAGCGGCACUAGGUGAACAUUUGUCCAAGUGCCAGAGUAAAUUAGAAGAGGCCUCCAACAAGAGGUCAAUUCUGCAGAGCCAAUUAAGAAAUCAGGAAGCGGAAUACAAUCAGCUAGCAUCUGACUAUCGAAAUGCUGAUGCAGAUCGUUCUAGCCUGAAAGAAGAACUUAUUCAAAUGGAAUCACAAAAAAAUGAACUGAUUUACGAAAAGAAUAGCAUUUCUCAAUCUUUAACCAUGUCUGAAGCUGCUCGUGAAAGACUGGAAGAAGAAAUCACCAGUCUGAACAGAGAAAAGUUAGAAAUUACGGAGCAACUGAAUGCUGUUACAAGACAAAAAAAUGGUCUCACUAAUGAACUUAUCCAAAAGAAUAGAGAUUAUGAACGAAUUCGUGAUGUCAUCGGACGUCUGAAUAGAGAAAAAGAAGACUUGACAAAAGAGAAAGGUGAACUUUCGACACAAGUUACUGCACUUAGUAGAGAAUUAAAUCAAACUUGCGAUUUACUUGUAGCGAGUAAAAAAGAGCAUGAAAAUUUAGACGCUGACUACUAUCAAGCCAAGCAACAGAUAAUGCAAUUGGAAACUAAAAGAGAUUUAUUAGAAAAUGAGUUGCAAGAACAAAAUCUAAAACGAGAAAAUCUGUUGGUUGAACUGAAACGCACUCAGGCCGACCUUCAACAUGAAAUUGAACGUGGACUUCAGGCUCGUGAGCAAGCCUCACAGGCUUUACAGAAACGUGAAGAUGAAUUACAAGGGGCGAUGAAACUAUCAAAAGAGGCAGCUGAAGUCGAAAUAUCCAGAUUGAGAAAUCAAUUGACUGAAUGUAGACAAUUGUCUGAUAAGGAGCUAAGGGAUCUUACACUGAGUCAUAAAGAAGCUAUUAAAGACCUUAUAAAUCAGAGCGAACAAGAUAAACAAGAUUUCGAUAAUGAACUCAUGAAACUUCAAAGGGAAAAAGAUGAAAUAACUUUGGCAUAUGAAGCAGAGAAACAAAAUUUAUUAUCGUUCAAUGAACAAGAACGAGUUAACUUAAAUGAACGAUUAAAUCAUUCAUUACAACAAAUUAAAGGAUUAGAAUCAGAAAUAGAUAGAAUUAAACGCGAAGCUUCAGCUCGUCAUGAACGUGAUGAUAUGGCCAAAGCCGAUUUGACACGGGAACUGAAAGAAUUCCGUCAACACUAUGAAGAGACAUGUGCAUUACAUGAACAGGCAAUGAAGAGCGCUCAAGCAAAAUCUGCUCAGCUAGCCACUGAAAGAGAUCUAGCAAGAAAUGAAGUGAACGAAUUAAAAAUGCAAAUAAAUUUAAUUGAAGAAGUUCGAGAUGGAUUACAAAAAAAUAUCUCAGAAAUAUCUCGUCGUUUAAAAGAAACAGAUGAAGCUCGAGAAACACUACGUAAAGAAAUUAUUGACUUACGUAGAACUCUAGCUGAAACGCAGCGUGACCGCGACAAUCAGGAAGAAGCCAAAGAGAAUCUCGUGAAACGAGUUCAGUCUCUAGAAACUGAGCGUGUUGAACAAAAUAGAGUACUAACUGACCAACAACAACAAAUCUCUGCUUUUGAAGAACAAAAAUGUGCCGAUAGCAAGGAGAUUGGUGAGUUGCGCUCAAGUGUUCGCGAAAGUGAGAAAGGACGUCUUGAUGUUCGUCGUGAUCUGCAAGAAGUUAGACGUCAACUUAAGGAUAUGCAAUCAGAUCAUGAAAGGCAGACUAAGGAUUUAAUGGAAAUGCAGUCUAGAAUAACACGGGAGGAAGAAAAAAAUGAAGAAUUACGUCAAGAAAAUACCGUCCUGAAACAACGAAAUGGUGAAAUAGACGCUUCUCGUUCUAAACUACGGAAAGAGUUAUCCACUAGUGAAAGAAAAUUAUGUGAUCUGCAAGAGCUUUUAUCUAGUAGAGAACGAGAAUACAAACAAGCAGUAGAUCAUGCAAACUGCGAAUAUCGUCGUCUAACGGACACAAGAAAUCAAUUAGAAACGACCGCUGAGGCUCUGAGUAAUGACUUGGCGGAAGUAAGAUUGGCUUUAAGUGGAGCUGAGGGUCGCGUGAGUACUUUGGAGGCUCAGUUGGCAAAAAGUGAAUCGAUACGAAGAGAUUUUGCAUAUAAGCUGGCAUGUAUACAUAGUUCACUUCGUAGACUUAUUGGCUAUAAUCAAUGUCGCCAUCGAUCGAAAACUCCAUCAAGAGUCAGAGAUUCAACUUCCGUUUCACCUGUUCGUAAACUAAAAACAGGAACAAGUCCAAUAAAUAGUCGUGAUAACUCCCCUGUAAAAGAUGGUGUUAGUGAUUCCAAAUUGUCUAACGUAUCAAGAGUAUAUCCUAGUGAUGGAUCGUUCAAUGCAUCUGACCUAGAUCCUGAAGCAGUUCGUUUGGCUUUACGCGACUUUGUACAGAAAUAUUCCUCAGUAAAACGAGAUUAUGAAGAUGCACAAGCACAAAUCACAUCUCUUCAUUCUCGAUUAAACGAACAAGCUGAACAGACUGAACAGUGGGCUCGAAGACUUCACCAACUUCAGCAGGCUUUGUGUGAAGCUGAAGCAGAUAAGAAAGGAGUAGACGGAAGAUUAUCUACUACUCAAACUGCUCUUAUGCUUCAAGAAGAAACCUUACGACAAAAUGAACGUGACAGAAAAAUAAUGGCAGAUAAAAUAAGUCAACUAGAAAGACAGAUAUCUGCCAUAGAAAAUGAGAGACAUGAGGAUCAGGAAAAAAUAAUGCAUUUACGUCAAACUGGAGCACGCUUUGAAGAGGAGCGACGUCUCAGUCGAAGAGCUUUGGAUGAUGCUGAAAAUCACAUCACACAACUUGAAGUAACUAGACGAUCGUUAGAAGGUGAAUUGCAACGACUCAAGAUGUGCAUCAGUGAUAAGGAAGCUGAGAAUCAAAUGCUUGAGGACAGAUGUCAAAACCUUUGCAAACAAAUACAGGAUUUAGAAUCGAAAUCACAGUCAUUACAACUGACAGUUGAUCGUUUAAGUACAGCGUUAGCUAAAACAGAAGAGUUAGAAAGUGCAAGCAAAGAUAAAAUCCAACAACUUAAUUCAAGUCUUUCAGAUCAUAAUCAAACCAUAUUAGAAUUACAAGAACGUCUAGCGCAUUUACAAAAAGCUCUAACGAAUUCAGAACAUGAUAGACGAAUAAUACAAGAGCGAUUAGAUAAUACACGUAGUGUGUUGCAUGAACAAAAACAUCAAAACCAACAGUCAUGUGAAAGAAUACAAUCAUUACAAAGUGAGUUGGCUGAUGCUGAAUUGCGUCGAGGAGAGCUUGAAAAUCAAGUUCGUCAAACAAAUAAUACUUUGGAUAAACGUCAAGAAAAUGAACAAGAACUCAAUAAACAACUUCAAACGCUUUUAAAAGAAAGACAAGAACUAUUUGACAGGGUGUCCUGUUUACAGCGCAAUUUAACAGAUGUUGAAAAUAUGCGUGAUCACUUAAUGAGAUCAAGUACCCAUCUAGAAAAAGAUAGGCAUAAUCUUAAACGACAUUUAGAAAAAGCCGAAAGAGAAAAACAACAAAACGAAGAAAUUGUGAAUAAGAAUAAUCUUGAUCGUACGGAGUUAGAAAUAACAUUACGACGUCUGGAAGAAGAGAAUUCAAAUAGAAGAAAGCAGAUUCAGUUUUUACAGUCCAAAUUGGUUGAGAUGGAACAAGCUCAUGCUAAACACCUAAAUGAACUAGCAAGUCGACAUCGAGCAGAAAGUGAAUUGGAACUAGAAAGACUGCGCUGUGGCAAAGCUCAAGCUGAACGUGCACUUGAAGCACGCGAACGCGCCCACAAACAGCGUGUUAGGGCUUUGGAAGAUCAAGUUGUACAGUUAAAAGUUAAGCUAGCCUCACUUAAAGAUCAAUUGAUAGUAGAAGCAAAUAGACCACAGCAAUUAAUAAAUAAUCCAAAUAAAUUUCCAACAACUAUUCGCCCUGAAAUUCCAUUGAAUACAUCAUCUACUAACCGACGUUCAAUAGAACGCAAAUCUGGAGGACAAGGUGAUUUAUCAUUGAAAGCAUCAUUAUCAAGCGGUGAUAUACGUCGGCUAACAGAUAACGGAAAUACAGAAAUUCGCAAUACAGCAGGAUCAAAAUAUUUAACAAGUAGUCGACCAAAUAGACUUCCAAGACGAUAAUUAAUUUACCUGAUAAAAAAAAUAUCUGUCAUAGACUUUAUGAACAUAAUACAAUGUUAAAUUUUAAAACUAGGUAAACAAUGUUCAUCAGGGAUCGACUCAAUCAUAAAAUUAAAAAGGAAAAAAAAACAAAACAAAACAAGGAUUAUUUAUCUCAUUUUUUUGUCCUAAUGUGUAAACUUUCUUCGUCUCUUGAAGUAUAUCCUUUUUUGUGUAUUCAUAUUACUAGGUUUUCGUAUGUGUUUAUUUUAAGAAACAUGCAAAUUCACUUCUAAAUUACUUUAUACAAUAUUAUUUAGAUUUCCAAUUCUUUUUGAGAAGAAAAAAAUGAUUGAGAAAUUAUUAGUUAUUAAAAAUGCGGAACAGUAGUAUUCGUUUCUUUCAAAUUUGAUUUCAUGCAAACUUACAAUCCAAAACCAAAAAAUUAUAGAAUGAUAAAUUCAAGAAAUACUACAAAUGAUAAUCAGAUCACAAUCAUCAUUAAAUAUAAAUAUAUAAUUAUAUUGUUCAUAAGUACAAUAUGUAACAAAAUAAUUAUAAAGUAUACUAAUAAAUAUAUAUACA
Molecule: messenger RNA, 7576 nt
Organism: Schistosoma bovis
Lineage: Eukaryota; Metazoa; Platyhelminthes; Trematoda; Strigeidida; Schistosomatidae
Source: the annotation of a GenBank genome assembly